AUGUCUCUCUUGGCUAUUUCUUGUUGCCUCGCUCUUCUAGCGGGUCAAACCUUAGGAGCUGGUUAUCACGAGGAUGUAGGGAUCCCUGAAGCCACCAGGAUCCGUUUGAAGGCGGCCCAGCUAGCCAGUGAGAGGAUCAGCGGAGGAGCAGCUUCGGAAUAUGGGGAUAACCCAUAUCUGGCCGGUAUACUAAUAACUCUGCGAUCUGGUCAGCUGUCUGUCUGCAGCGGGACCUUGGUGACCACUAAGAAAGUGCUGACUGCAGCCCAGUGCUGGUAUGAUGGAUACAACGUCGGCAGGAAAGCUGAGGUGAAGCUUGGGUUGGUGGAACUGUUCAACGCGUUCAGGUGGGAUGUAUGGAGAGUGAGGAUGCACCCCGCGUAUGAUCCUACCUCAUUGCUGAACGACCUGGCCAUCAUGAUACUUGAUGGCAACAUCUGGCCGAACAAUAAAAUGAUGAUACCAGCAUUUCUCCCGGCCGUGAACGAAACUAAUACAUACGCUGGCAUGGAGGCGCGCGUCUCAGGGUACGGGAAGACAAGUGACUAUGACCAGAUAAACCCAGAGACGAACCAGCAAGCGUUGACAGUGACAGUGAUGAGACCCUGGGAGUGUUACUGGAACAUGGCACGUCGCCCAGCAGACUCCAGCAAGAUCAUGUGCACCCCCGGGAGCGUAUUGUGGGGUACUUGCGGCGCUGACCUCGGCGGCCCGCUGGUGAUACCCAACUAUAAUGGCACAGGAAACCAUCUGCUGAUUGGAGUGACAUCAAUUCAGUCUCCGUUUGGUUGCACGUCAGCGUUCGCGACCGGUUACACCCGCGUCACUGAAUACGUCAGCUGGAUACAACAGAACUUGUAA
This is a messenger RNA of Spodoptera littoralis (African cotton leafworm), 861 nucleotides long. Lineage: Eukaryota; Metazoa; Arthropoda; Insecta; Lepidoptera; Noctuidae. The record is from the annotation of a GenBank genome assembly.